Molecule: messenger RNA, 1193 nt
Organism: Ceratina calcarata
Lineage: Eukaryota; Metazoa; Arthropoda; Insecta; Hymenoptera; Apidae
Gene: Aptx
Product: aprataxin
Exons: 4
Coding region: 282-947 (221 amino acids)
Biological process (GO): single strand break repair
Cellular component (GO): nucleus
Molecular function (GO): mismatched DNA binding; single-strand break-containing DNA binding; double-stranded RNA binding
Source: RefSeq, a predicted model, not a curated record
CGAUUAAUUAUUUCAUUCAUCAACAAAUUGCAUAUAUAUAGGACCCUUUUUAUAUUUGGCAACUGUUCAGCAUUUACGAGUGUUUCACUUUCUAUUUUUUAUUUCGGUGGCAAUAUAUUCUAAAGGGCGUAAAAAAUUGCCGGCUUUCGUGCGUGAUACAAAAUUUCAUAACGCUGUCACUCUGAUAAUCCCUCCUCGGUGAUACAGUUGAGUGCCACAGUACACAUAACCUCAAACACGUUUACACGGAGAUCAGUUAUGGUUAUAGCAUAAAUUCAUGAAUGUGGAAACUUCGCUUUAAAUUUCUAUAUGUUUGUUCGAGUAGAAAUUACCAUCUGUGGAAAGGUAACAAUCAAGCAAUAAUGGACAAUAAAUCAAAGUCAAAGUCAAAGACAUUUCAUUCGGCAACAGGAUUGGUUGCCUCCAUGAAAGAUCCCGAACUCAAAGUGAAAGAGGAUGACAGAAUAGUCGUUAUUAAAGACAAGUAUCCAAAAGCCCAGUUCCAUUACCUUAUCUUACCAAAGGCUGACAUUCCAUCACUGUGGCACGUAAAAAAGGAGAAUGAAGAUUUAUUGAUCCACAUGCACAAUGUCGCAGAAAAGUUGACGAGAGAACAUGAAGAUUAUGAAUUCCUCAUUGGAUAUCAUGCUGUGCCAAGCAUGUAUAGAUUACACUUACAUGUGAUAAGUACAGAUUUUAACAGCCCCUGUUUAAAAACCAAAUACCAUUGGAACUCAUUUACAACUCCUUUCUUUUUACACUCGACAGAUAUUUGCAAAGAGUUACGAGAGACAGGGGAAUUAAAAGAGCAGAAAUUUGAGGACAGCACCGCGUAUUUAAAUGUACCGUUGAAGUGUCAUAAAUGUUCGGCGACACCGAAAAAUAUGCCGGAAUUAAAGAGGCAUUUGAUGGUACAUUUGCCGGGAAAGAAGAGUCUCUUCAACUAAGAAAUUACCUAUCACUCUUGACGCAAUUUAAAUCAAAUUAACAAUAGUAAUUUAACUGUUUCCCAGUUUUAUGGGUCCUUAAGUUAAAGAUAAAUCGAUUGAUGCACUUGUCUUCGUGUCGUAUACGAAUUAAAACUGAUGGUCUAGUACUUAAUCGUAGCUCCUCGAAUAGCUUGAAAUAUUGUAAUUAUCGUGCAGUAUACAAUGAUUGUAAUGUAAAUAAAUAAAUCAUUUUAUACAUACUUA